Messenger RNA from Sclerotinia trifoliorum, 2251 nucleotides. The record is from the annotation of a GenBank genome assembly. Lineage: Eukaryota; Fungi; Ascomycota; Leotiomycetes; Helotiales; Sclerotiniaceae.
CAGCUGGGCUGACAAGAAGAGUUUCUCAACUUCUACGUCUACUUUGUUCAAUUUCCAUAGUUGUAGCCUGGUGCUCUGCUAUAUGUAGACUUCCAAUCGUCACUCCUUCAACGUUAUUUUUCUGCAUUCAGAAUCACCACACUCCUUAUUUUCGUUUAUUUUUUUUUAGUUGAACUGGUUUCCUUAUCAAUUUGAUUCUGUCAUCAUGCGAUUUUCACUCCUUCUUUUGGCAUCAACGCUGACUGCCUCUGUUGUUUCAGCUCAGAAGUAUGUAUUUGCGCACGUUGUGAUGGGCAACACUGCACAUCAUACCACUGACGAUUGGGAAAACGAUAUAAAAACUGCUCAAGCUGCAGGCAUUGACGCUUUUGCACUCAAUGUUGCCACUGGCGAUUCCAACACUCCAACACAGGUCGAAAAUGCUUUUGAAGCUGCCACGACACUCGGUAGUAGCUUCAAAUUAUUCUUCUCUUUCGAUUAUCUUGGUGGAAGUGGUGCUUGGCCAGCUACUGGUGACUCCUCAGUCGCAUCAUAUCUCAAUCAAUAUGGAGUUAGCCCUGCGUACUUUAAGUACAAUGGACAAGUCUUUGCAUCCACUUUUGAAGGAGUAGACAAUGCUGGAGACUGGACUCCUGGGGGAGCUAUCCGGAGCGCUGUUCAAGGCACGGCUGGCUCCAUCUAUUUCGUUCCUGAUUAUACGAGCUUGGGUUCUUCUGGAUUCGCUGCCCAACUCAACAAUGUUCAAGGUGCUUUUAGCUGGGAUAUGUGGCCUUCCGGACCAGUAAAUAUGACGACUGAUAAUGACCUUGCUUGGCAAGAGACUUUGGGGAGUAAGGCUUAUAUGAUGGGUGUCUCACCUUGGUUCUUUCACAGCGACGCGAACCCAAUUGCAUGGACCUGGAGAGGUGACGAUCUUUGGGCUGAACGCUGGCAGCAAGUCCUUGAAGUUCAACCUCAAUUUGUCGAGUACGUAUCUUCAAUAACCUUAUUCCCUCCUACUUUUAACUGCUUAUCCAAACAUGAAAACUAACCUCAUCUCGCAGGAUUGUCACUUGGAACGACUGGGGCGAAUCAUCAUACAUUGGGCCUUUGGUUUCCACCGAUGAAGUCCCUGCCAACUCCCUCAAAUACGUUGAAAAUAUGCCUCACACGGAUUUCCUCACCCUUCUACCCUACUAUAUCAAUCAAUAUAAGGGAAUCAAGACGAACUCUACCACUGACUCCAUGCAAUAUUGGUACCGCACUUCUCCUGCUGCAAGCGGUCUUGUUGGCGGAGUCCUUGGCAAUAACCCCACUCAAGGUCAAAUAGAAUACAGCCCCAACACUAUCUGUGAAGACAAAGUAUUCUUCACAGCAUUAUUGCAAUCAGCUGCCGAUGUACACGUGCAGAUUGGUAGCUCCCCAGUGACGAGUUAUACUGGGUCGGCUGGUUUAAACCAUUGGCAUCAACCAUUUAAUGGACAAACUGGAAAUGUAACAUUUUCUAUCGUCCGAAACGGGCAGAUGGUGAAGAGUGAGGUUGGGACUGAGAUUACGGCAACAAGUUCUCUGGAGGGCGGGCUCUCGAACUAUAACACAUGGGUUGGAGGGUUUUAGGCGGAAUUUGAUUGAGAUGAGAUGGAACAAUGGGACAAAGGAGCAUGGUGUUGAUGAGUGAUGAUUAUUUUGACAUGGACUUCGAUUUCAAUUCUCUUUUUUUACGUAUCGGACAAUCUUGAUGUCGAGGGGUCUUAUCAUGCCAGGUGAAGGUUUAUUUUCACCUCACUUUAGAAUGGUCUUGCAAGAGAAGCGGAAAAUAUGAACCCUCACAGUCGCUUAGAACCCUUACCUGGCAGUCCCCUCGAUAUUAUGAUUGCGCAUUGGAUGGCUAUCUGUGUACCAUCCGAUCGAUACAUUACAAUGACAUUUACAGGAUCAGGAAAGAUGGGGCAAAACUGGACAGUUUGGUCUCAUGGCAGAGCCUGGUUUUUCUUCCUUCACUCCUUUUUACACUUCGACUCGAGUCGUUGUGUCUAUCUACGAUAGACACUGAGGUUGAGCCUCUUUUCUUCUUUUAUAUACCGUUGCUUAGAUACCAACAUCAUGUAUACAUACGCUUUCGGAGCAUGGAGUACGGGCUAUAGAUUAUGAGCUAUGUUGUAUUUAAAUAUAUUUCUACCACCUUGUUUAUUAGAUCAUUUGGAAAGAUACCCUUUAGGCAUGUACCCAUUGCUUGAUGAUGGAACCUAUGUUAGAAAAAAUAUUUACCUGG